This is a messenger RNA of Pelecanus crispus (Dalmatian pelican), 923 nucleotides long. Lineage: Eukaryota; Metazoa; Chordata; Aves; Pelecaniformes; Pelecanidae. The record is from RefSeq and is a predicted model, not a curated record.
UCGAGAUGGAGCUGCGCCAGAUGGAGGUGCAGCAGGCCAACCGGCACGUCUCCCUCCUCACCUCCUUCAUGCCCGACAGCUUCCUGCGCCACGGAGGGGACCAUGACUGCGUCCUGGUGCUGCUGCUCAUCCCCCGGCUCAUCUGCAAGGCUGAGCUGAUCAGCAAACAGGCUCAGGAGAAGUUUGAUCUGAACGAAAACUGCGCGGAGCGCUCUGGCCUCAGGGGUGCUGCAGGAGAGCAGCUGAGCUUUGCUGCCGGGCUGGUCUAUUCGCUGAGCCUCCUGCAGGCUACGCUGCACAAAUACGAACAGGCCCUGAACAAAUGCAGCGUGGAGGUGUAUAAGAAGGUGGGGAUGCUGUACCCCGAGAUGAGCGUCCACGAGCGCUCACUGGACUUCCUGAUCGAGCUGCUGCACAAGGACCAGCUGGACGAGACGGUCAACGUGGAGCCGCUGACCAAAGCCAUCAAGUACUACCAGCAUCUGUACAGCAUCCACCUGGCUGACCAGGCUGAAGACUGCACGAUGCAGCUGGCCGACCACAUCAAGUUCACCCAGAGUGCCUUGGACUGCAUGGGGGUGGAGGUGUGCCGGCUGCGGUCCUUCCUCCAGGCUGGGCAGGAGGCGUCCGACCUUGCCAUCCUCCUCAAGGACCUGGAGACCUCCUGCAGUGACAUUCGCCAGUUCUGCAAGAAGAUCAGGCGCCGCAUGCCCGGGACGGACGCUCCGGGUAUCCCUGCGGCACUGGGCUUCGGGCAGCAGGUGUCGGCCACGCUGCUGGACUGCCGCAAGCACCUGACGUGGGUGGUGGCCGUGCUGCAGGAGGUGGCCGCUGCAGGGGCGCAGAUGAUUGCUCCUCUGGCAGAGAACGAGGGGCUGCUGGCGGUGAAGCUGGAGGAUCUGGCCUUCAAAGCGAGCGAGCAG